Molecule: messenger RNA, 1362 nt
Organism: Physcomitrium patens
Lineage: Eukaryota; Viridiplantae; Streptophyta; Bryopsida; Funariales; Funariaceae
Product: superoxide dismutase [Fe], chloroplastic
Biological process (GO): superoxide metabolic process
Cellular component (GO): chloroplast nucleoid
Molecular function (GO): superoxide dismutase activity; metal ion binding
Source: RefSeq, a predicted model, not a curated record
CGAGAGAGAGAAAGUGUGUGUUUGUGUGAGUGCAUGGGGCUCAGGGUUUCGGGGAUUGCGUUGAGGAGAGUUGUUGUUGUUGUUGUUGUUGUGAGGUUUCAGCUUUGGGAGAAUCAGGCUAUGGCGACCAGCAGCUUAGCAGGAUCGGUCUUUUCGUCGAACACACUUCGAAACCCUAUUGGGAAUGUGGCCACUAUGCGGAAGAGGCUCGUGCGAAUGCGGGCACCACGAGCUGAGUUUCAGCUGCGGCCUCUACCCUACGAGCUGGACGCAUUGGAGCCUCACAUGAGCAAGGAGACGCUGGAGUUUCACUGGGGCAAGCACCACAAGGCGUACGUGGACAAUCUUAACAAGCAGGUAGAGGGCACUGAGGCGGAGCGGCAGAAUUUGAGCGAGCUGGUGCUGUCCGCUUACAACGACGGGAAUCCGAAAGCUUAUUUUAAUAACGCCGGGCAGAUUUGGAACCACGAGUUUUUCUGGUCGUCUAUGUCUCCGAGUGGUGGCGGAGAGCCUCAGGGAGAGCUUCUGGAGCUCAUUUCCAGCAAUUUUGUCUCCUACAAGGAAUUCGCGGAGCAGUUCAAGAGAGCUGCUGGGUCCCAAUUUGGGUCCGGAUGGGUGUGGCUGGUGCUGCGGAAGGACGGGAAACUUGAGAUUCUCAAGACGCCGAACGCUCUCACGCCCAUUGUGUGGGAUCAUAUUCCUUUGUUGGUUGUGGACGUGUGGGAGCAUGCUUACUAUUUGGAUUACCAUAACCAGAGACCGAAGUAUUUGUCAAAGUUUUUGGAUAAUUUGGUGUCGUGGCAAGCAGUAGGGGAGCGGCUUGCACAAGCUAAGGCUUUUGUCAAUUACGGGGAGCCCGUCACUUCUGAGUUGUAGAUAGUCUGCUGUUUUCGGUGUUUUUGUUUGUUGGUUAAACCUUAAGCCUUAAACCCUCAACCUGAAGCUCCACAUUUUUGCAGCUUUUUAGCGAUGGUAGAAGUUAGGGGUAGGUUCAUAUUGAGUCUUACUGUGGGGAGGAUUCAUAGAUUAUUGUUUCUUCCUCAUGGGCAAAGUUUGCCUUCGGUUGCAAAUUUGAAACCAGGUUUGUGGGAAUUACUUCAGGACUUAUGCUUCGAUGUGCGAUUUUGUCGCGUGUUUUCCAGCUGCUUGGAAACGUCUGUAGCGCGAUGUCAUAUUAGAUUUUAUUUUAUGUGAGGAGCAUUUGCGUUGCUCCAACAUACAGGGGUCUCAAUGAACAGUGGUUCAUAUUUGUCAUUACGUUCAUGAAGGUGGAGUCUCUGGUUCUUACGUGCGUUGAUGUUGGAUUUCCCUACGCUAUAUAAUGAAAUGAGAUUCGUUCUGUGUUCGCAGAGAAGUUCCUCA